Molecule: messenger RNA, 1398 nt
Organism: Oldenlandia corymbosa var. corymbosa
Lineage: Eukaryota; Viridiplantae; Streptophyta; Magnoliopsida; Gentianales; Rubiaceae
Source: the annotation of a GenBank genome assembly
AUGAACACCCCCAAAACCCAUUUCCUUUCCACCCCAUUUCUCCCUUCCCAUCCCCUGUUCCAUCUCCACAAACCUCUCCCUCCCCAUCACUCAAAAUCCCACUCAAUUUCAGCCUUAAUUCUCCCCAACGGUUCUUCAUAUCCUAACCCAAAACCCGUUUCAGUUCAGGACCUGAUUCUCCCCCCUUCCUCAUCUUCCUCCUCCUCUUCUCAACAGAGGCAGCUUUACCAGCCCUUUAGGCCUCCGCCUUCCCCACUUCCUCUUAAAUUUCGUGAUCUCGAUAUCAAUGGCAAACUUGAAAUCCUCACUGACCGUCUUGGUCUUUGGUUUGAGUUUGCCCCUUUGAUUCCCGACUUGGUUCAGGAUGGAUUCACCCCUUCAAUCAUCGAAGAAAUCACUGGAAUCACCGGGGUGCAGCAGAACUGCUACGUCGUGGCGUCUCAGGUUCGUGAAUCCUUAAUUGAGUCUGGUGUUGAUGAUGAUAUUAUAUCCUCCUUUGAUGUCACUGGGGCUGAAAUUUUGUAUGAAAUUAGACUUCUGAGUGCCUCCCAGCGGGCUGCCGCUGCUAAGUAUUUGGUGGCCAAUGAAUUUGAUGCUAAAAUGACCCAGGAAUUGGCUAGAACUAUGAAGGAUAAGCCUCGUAGGAAAGGGGAAAAGGGAUGGGAUAGUUUCGAUGAUGAACUUCCUGGGGAUUGUUUGGGUUAUAUGUAUUAUAGGUUGGCUCACGAACAUAAAGCUACUAACGACUUGGAAUUGUGGAGGGCUUCAUUGGAGAAAGCCCUGAACGCGCUAGAAUCCGAAACUGCCCGUAAAAAGGUAUUGGAAGAAUUGGAAGGAAAAGAUGAUGAUGCGGGCACUGAUGGACUUGCAGUGUCAGCAGUGAAGGUGCCUGUCGUGAGGAUGAAGAUUGGAGAGGUUGCUGAAGCUACUUCUGUAGCGGUUCUGCCAGUAUGCAGAGCUGAGGGUGGGACAGUUGAGGUGGAGGAUGCACCGUGGGAGUGCGGAAGCAAAGGGGAUUUUGGAGUUGUGGAGGCAGAGAAAGGAUGGAAGAGUUGGGUGGUGCUACCAAGAUGGGAGCCAGUGGCGGGUCUAAAUAGAGGCGGGGUAGCUGUGGCAUUUAAGGAUUCCAAGGUUUUGCCAUGGAAAGCGAGCAAGUGGAAUCAAAAUGAGCCCCUUUUGGUGGUGACAGACAGGGGAUCGAAAGAGGUGGUGGCGGAUGAUGGGUUUUAUUUGGUUGUAGGUGGUGGUAAUGGUAACGCUGAGGAGGGUUUAAAGGUGGAAAAAGGAUCGGCAUUAAAGGAAAGCAGUGUCAAGGAGAGUUUAGGUUCUGUACUUAUGGUGGUUAGGCCGCCAAGGGAUGAUUAUGAUGACCAGAUUAGUGAUGAAGAAUGGGAUUAA